AUGUACGCCACAAAGCUAGAUAAGACACCGGAGGAAAAGGAGUCCGCAAAACAGGAAUUGAUGGCUGCAGAAACAGAUCGAGAAGCAUUUGAACGUGAAUUUAAAAACUUCGGUGUAACGAAGAGGAUCAAAGAAGCGUCUCCGUCACCUGCCGGGGGGGCGCCUCGCGGUGACGCAGCCGCUGAUAGGAAUACUGUCGAGAGCGCGCGCGAGCGACAUCUAGCAGCAACGGGACGGCACCGGCGGUGCAUAAUUAGCUCGGCAUUAAAUAUGCCGCGGGAAGUUGGAUACACGUUGGAGGGAAGCGAGAACAUCCAGUGCCUGUCUUAUGCCGACGACCUGGUCGUGCUCUCGAGCACUCGAUUCGGGAUGAACGUCGCGCUUAAGCACCUGCAGUCAACAGCGGUUCGCCAACUAGGGGCGAGUUCCUGGUUGCCACCCCCCCUCACCUCACCGCCCGCCAUCACCCCACCAACUACCACCCCUUGCCUGCGCUGUUCUGUCGCGCCGCCGGAGCGGACCGCCCCUCUCAUCUAUCGCGCGUGUGUUGUGCGGCCGUCGGUGCAGCCGUCUCGGCGCGGCCGCUUCGAGAUUGUUUUCUGUCCUACGGCUCGCGGUUUUGAAAUUAGUGUCCAGUCGGUGUUUUUAGCUUCAACCAGGCGGCUUCCCUGCGAGAGGUGCGGUCGAGGAUACCUGACGGCGGCCAGCUUGGCUCAACAUCGGAGGCGAUACUGUCGUGGCGCUGUCGGGGAGGGCCCCAGCGGGUGUGAGGAGUGUGGCCGGGCCUUGGCCACAUAUGCUGGUGCGCGGCAGCACAUGCGCCGCGCCCACCCGGACGCUUGCCGUAGGAGUGUCGAGCUGGGUGAUCGUCGGAGGGCAGAUCCAAUUUCUGAGGUGGAGCGUUCUGCCAUAUGCCUUGCGGAGUUGGAGUACGGUGGAACAACAGUCAAUAAACAUCUGGCUGAGAAGUUCCACCGUACUGUGGACGCCAUAAAAAACCUACGCAAGCAGAGGACCUACUGCUCUUUGCGUGCCCAGCAGUGGAAGCUGAACAACAGGAGGCUCCGGACCAUCCAACUCACUCCCCUGCUCGAUUCGACCGGCCCUCACAGACCGAGCUCCUCCACUGGCGAUCAGUCCGCCAGCCCGCCAUCACGGAGGGCUGCCCCAUCGUCGUCCCCGCCGUUGGAGUGUGGCGACUCCGUAUUCAGGGCCGGGCCGUCCUCCUCGUCAUUGCCGUCAACAUCGUCCGCCCCCUCCUCCGCCUCGUCUUCUCCCGGCGCUCCGGCCGCGGCGCCCUCCGCCUCCCAGACCGGCGCCUUUGCUGCUGGGGCCGCACCGGGUGGCACUGAGGUCAUCAGGGAGUACCUCUCGGAGCUGGCGGCCCAGGCAGGAGUAUCCCACGCCAUCCGGGAGCUCGUCGGCCGGAUCGUCGGUGGUGUCGGGGACGCGGUUGCUGGAGGAGAUUUAUCUGGCGCUAUGGUCGACUGUCGAGGGCCACCCUGUCGCUGUCCGAGACAGGAGCUGUAUAGUAAGGACAGGUCUGCGCUUGCGGACCUCAUCGUUCGCGGCGUGGACCCCGCCGCCAUGGGAGUGGUCCCUUCAGAUGGAGAGAUCCGCGCGCAUUAUGAGGCUGUGUUCGCGGGGGCCGCGCCUGAGGACAGGCAGAUUAUAUCGGAUUACAAGACACUGGUACGGGGUCUGUAUUCGCCUGUCCUCCUGCGGUCCGUGGAGACAGCCAUCCGAUGCCCUAGGGCGUCCAGUGCCGCUGGUCCGGACGGCAUGUCGGGGGCCGACUUGACGAGGCUGGAUGUCCGGAGCGUGGCGAUCUACAACGCCAUGCUCCUGACCCGCCGCACACCAUCUAUCCUCAAGGGUUGCCGUAGCACCCUGAUUCCCAAGGGUGGCGGCGACCCUGCUGAUGUCGGUUCCUGGCGGCCGAUUACCGUCUCUAACAUACUUAUUCGGACCUUUCACCGCAUACUAGCGGCACGCUUGGGCGCCUUAGAGAUUCACUCCACUCAGCGCGGGUUUCGAGGUCUGGAUGGGGCCAUGGCAAACGCCAUCAUUUUGCAGGCCGCCAUUAAGGGCUGCCGUGCCUCCUCAAGGCCAUACUGUGUCAGCGCCCUCGAUUUGCGGAAGGCAUUCGAUACCGUUCCGCACGCAUCCAUCGUGAGGGCCCACAGAUUUGGGGUUGAGCAGCCCUUUAUUGACUAUCUGAUGACGGCCUGUCCGGUCCUCGACGAGUUGAUGGUGUGGCUGUCCAGCAUGCCGACCGGGGUCGGCAUCGGCGACGUAAGGGUCAACGCCAUGGCGUACGCGGACGACCUGCUCCUCUUGACCCAGUCAACGAGGGAAAUGCAGGUCGUCCUUAGGGAAUGCCAGCGCUUCUUCGAGGCCCGGAGUAUGGAGCUGAAUGCUAGCAAAUGCUUCAACAUUACCGUUGCUCCAGCCUUGAAGAAGCUGUAUCUGGCCACCCAGGACCCUCUAUUCAUCGGGGCCAAAGUUGUCCCUGUCGUCGGUGCCGACUCCGUUUUUAAAUACCUUGGCCACAAGGUCGGCUUCAUGGGGACGGACCCGCCAUCAUUGGACUGCCUCGGGGACGCCAUGGGUCGCCUGCUGAGAGUGCCCCUCAAGCCCUACAAGCGCCUGAGGUUGCUGUAG
This is a messenger RNA of Cylas formicarius (sweet potato weevil), 2664 nucleotides long. RefSeq lists its product as uncharacterized. The record is from RefSeq and is a predicted model, not a curated record. The transcript is spliced from 8 exons. Bases 1 to 2664 code for a protein of 887 amino acids. NCBI's taxonomy places the organism in Eukaryota, Metazoa, Arthropoda, Insecta, Coleoptera, Brentidae.